Molecule: messenger RNA, 544 nt
Organism: Zophobas morio
Lineage: Eukaryota; Metazoa; Arthropoda; Insecta; Coleoptera; Tenebrionidae
Product: ubiquitin-like protein 4A
Exons: 2
Coding region: 100-492 (130 amino acids)
Biological process (GO): post-translational protein targeting to endoplasmic reticulum membrane; tail-anchored membrane protein insertion into ER membrane
Cellular component (GO): BAT3 complex
Molecular function (GO): protein-folding chaperone binding
Source: RefSeq, a predicted model, not a curated record
GAUGGUAUAACAUAAUAAAAUUUCACUGGUUGUGUAAAAGUUGGGGGUAAACAGAGGUCACACACAAGAAGAAUUCACUUAGAAUUUCUACGUACUACAAUGAAAAUAAUAGUGAAGGGAAUCCGUGGGGGCAGUUGUGUUGUCGAUGCCCAAGAGAGCACCACAAUCCUGGAACUGAAGAAAAAAGUAGCCACUGAUAUCAACAUUCCAGUGGCACAACAGACGAUGGUUCACUUUGGAAAGACUUUACAAGACGACAAAACAGUAGGAUCAUACCCAAAAAUCAAAGAUGGGGCAAAACUCUACGUUGCUGUAAAAAAACCCGAUACACUUCACUCAGCAUUAACGCGUUUUCUUCGCCAGUAUUACUCCGAUCAACAGUGCAGCGUAAUUGUGGAUGAAUUCAUGAAAGACUUUCAAAACAAAGUGAAUAACUUGAGUCUUGAUGAUUUAGAGAGGAUAGCAAAAGCAGACAUGGACAACAGCGCUUGAAUCUCGCCGACUUUUUUUGUACCUCGUAAAUAAUAAACUAUUAUUACAUGUA